AUGAGUCCCGCCGAUGCUGAAGCUCGACGACGCGAGCGCGGUGUCAUUGCCCAGCGCGAGUACCGCAAGCGCCACGCAUCCAAGGUCCAAAAGCUGCAGGAUGAGAACCGAAAGCUCAAAGAUGUCAUCGCGAAGAUCUGCAGAGCCUCGCGGAGGAGUCACGCUCUUCCUGACGACCUGAAGGCUGUUCUCUCCAAUGCCCGUGACCUCGCUGGCAUCAACGACACUAUUACCGCAGUUGACGACGACGUAGGGGACAAAGAUGCUGAACAACCUACUUGCUCACCGCCUGCAAAUUCCUCUCAGAUUCUCCCACAAUCGUCAGCACUCCAGUCCUCACCCGAAUUGAGUUCCCCACCGGAUGAUCAGACGCCGGGUGGACGACUUACACCCCGCCUCGACUACGGCCUGUGGUUUGAUGCAGACCGUUUAGUCCGUGUCCUCGACCCGCCGAUAGACAUCGUGCCGUAUCUCGGCGCGGGCAUGUGCACUAUCGCGGGCUGCAUCUUUUGGUCUACCAUGAACUACACUAUUGACCUCUGGAACUCCCGCUCCGAUCCGCUAGCUAAUAGACUCAUGGACCGCGUGUUCAACCACUCGAGGCAUCUGGCUGACCGCAAGUACCUGAUGUCGCUUGCGCAGGCGAGAAUGGACUACAAGCAGAAAGGAUAUAUGUUCCGUAAGCUGUCGGAGCAGUUCGAGCGAAACGCCAUGGGGGAUCUGUACAAGCUUAUCAAGGACGACUACGAGAAUAUGGGGCUGCCGAGCAAGUACUGGAAAACACCUGAAGAGGUCGCCGACAACGUGUUGAGUCAAAUGACGCCGGAGCAAGCUGCGCGGUUUCAGGCCGUUACCGAGGGUAAGGGCACACGCGCUGAUGAGGACAUGAUGAGGGCAAUGGUCUCCUGGCUCGCGCGGAACUUUGUCUGUUUUGGGGACGGUCCCAGGUGGAACAACAUUAGUGUCUCCGUCGGCAUCGGAAGCUGGAUCGCGGAGCUCAGAAAGACAGACGCACACGCAUGGGAAGCAUCCUCUUAUUCCAUCGAAAUACCGACUUAA
Messenger RNA from Colletotrichum spaethianum, 1059 nucleotides. RefSeq lists its product as uncharacterized. Bases 1 to 1059 code for a protein of 352 amino acids. The record is from RefSeq and is a predicted model, not a curated record. Lineage: Eukaryota; Fungi; Ascomycota; Sordariomycetes; Glomerellales; Glomerellaceae. The transcript has 2 exons.